CGGCGCUUGGGGUGGCCAGUGGUCAGAGGCGUGGGCGGGGCGUGGGCAGCGGCGCGCCGAGCUACGGCUCGGCCAGGAGCCCGGCAGAAGGGUCGACACCGCCCGGCAGUUGAGCGGCAGACGGCUCUGGUGGGCGGGCGAGGACCCGACGGAGCGGAGCGCGACUUGUCCCCUGUCGAGCGGGGCGCCGGAUGCAGCGCUGGGUACACAGAUGGUGCUCAAUAAAUGCUGAGUGAAAGGAUGAAUGAAUGAGACCGUCCCCUCUGCCUAGCCCCAUUUAGCCCCCGGGUUGAGGGCGUCCAGGCCACACUCACCUCUACGCUACAGCCUGGGGCAUCCUGAUCCUCGGCAGGUAUUUAUUGGGCGCCUACUGUGUAUCUGGCUUCGGACUGGGAAGACAGAUUCCUGGAUCCUGUGGAAGUCGCAGCCCAAGGGCGAGAUCGAUUUCAAUUUGGCUCAUCAAGUCCCAUAAAGAGGUCCUCAUGCUUCAGCUCAUCCGUUUGUUCAGCCAACUGAUACUGAGCAUCGGUUCUGCUCGGAGCCUUGAGAGGCUGGACUGAGGCAUGAGCCCCCAGCUGCGUGGUUGGAUCCCCUAGCGCAUUGUGGGACGGGAGUGUGCUCCCACACAUGGUUUGGCCAGGCGGAGACCAGAGCAGCCGGGGGACGCCACCAUGGUGAAGCUGUUGGUGGCCAAAAUCCUCUGCAUGGUGGGCAUGUUCUUCUUCAUGCUGCUUGGCUCCCUGCUCCCCGUGAAGAUCAUCGAGAUGGACUUUGAGAAGGCCCACCGCUCGAAAAAGAUCCUCUCGCUCUGCAACACCUUUGGCGGUGGGGUCUUUCUGGCCACGUGUUUCAAUGCUUUACUGCCGGCUGUGAGGGAAAAGCUCCAGGAAGUCCUGACUCUCGCGCACAUCAGCACCGACUACCCGCUGGCCGAGACCAUCAUGCUGUUGGGCUUCUUCAUGACUGUCUUCUUGGAGCAGCUGGUGCUGACCUUCCGCAAGGAGAGGCCAGCCUUCAUCGACCUGGAGACAUUCAACGCCAGCUCGGAUGCUGGCAGUGACUCGGAGUAUGAGAGCCCCUUCAUGGGCGGCCCACGGGGCCACGCGCUCUACGCGGAGCCACAUGGGCACAGCCACGGCCUGAGCGUUCAGGAGCUGUCACGCUCCAGCCCGCUGCGGCUCCUCAGCCUGGUCUUUGCCCUGUCGGCCCACUCAGUCUUCGAGGGCCUGGCCCUGGGCCUGCAGGAGGAAGGGGAGAAGGUGGUGAGCCUGUUCGUGGGAGUGGCCAUCCACGAGACGCUGGUGGCCGUGGCCCUGGGCAUCAACAUGGCCAGGAGUGCCAUGGCCUUGAGGGACGCAGCCAAGCUGGCUGUCACUGUGAGUGCCAUGAUCCCACUGGGCAUCAGCCUUGGCCUGGGCAUUGAGAGCGCCCAGGGCAUGCCCAGCAGUGUGGCCUCUGUGCUGCUGCAGGGCCUGGCGGGUGGCACCUUCCUCUUCGUCACCUUCUUUGAGAUCCUGGCCAAGGAGCUGGAGGAGAAGAGCGACCGGCUGCUCAAGGUCCUCUUCCUGGUGCUGGGCUACACUGUCCUGGCUGGCAUGGUCUUCAUCAAGUGGUGACCGCUCUGCCCCCACCCAGCCGGAGCCCAACAAGACGCACAGGGCCCUGCCCCACCUCCCCUGUGGGUCAGAGCUCAGCCCCCAGGCCAUGCCUGCACAUAGAGGGGCCACCUGGGACCACACUGCACCCCAAAUCCUGCACCCUGAGCCUUGGGACCCCACUCUUACUUUUACAAAUUCUUCUCUUAAAAGUAUUUCCCAAA
Molecule: messenger RNA, 1819 nt
Organism: Bubalus bubalis (water buffalo)
Lineage: Eukaryota; Metazoa; Chordata; Mammalia; Artiodactyla; Bovidae
Gene: SLC39A3
Product: solute carrier family 39 member 3
Exons: 5
Coding region: 672-1616 (314 amino acids)
Biological process (GO): zinc ion transmembrane transport
Cellular component (GO): plasma membrane
Molecular function (GO): zinc ion transmembrane transporter activity
Source: RefSeq, a predicted model, not a curated record